Messenger RNA from Phymastichus coffea, 2076 nucleotides. RefSeq names its product speckle-type POZ protein B-like. Gene Ontology annotation, biological process: regulation of proteolysis; proteasome-mediated ubiquitin-dependent protein catabolic process. The transcript has a single exon. Gene Ontology annotation, molecular function: ubiquitin protein ligase binding. Gene Ontology annotation, cellular component: cytoplasm. Lineage: Eukaryota; Metazoa; Arthropoda; Insecta; Hymenoptera; Eulophidae. The coding region runs from base 158 to 1246 and encodes 362 amino acids. The record is from RefSeq and is a predicted model, not a curated record.
UCAUUCGAGAAGUGGCGGCAGUCGCAAAGGUAUAGGCGCGGGUAGCCUGCUCUUUCGCGAUCGACCGACGCCCGUCGGAGCAACGGCGGGGAUUCGCGAAGUUUGCAAGCCGAAGCGGCGGCCGGGACAGCGCGCGCGGAGUUGCCGGAGCGUCGAAAUGGGCGAAGAGCCGAGCGUCGGUGAAAUCACGUCGCUAGAGGCGAGGUGCAGGUGGGAAAUCAAGCGGUUCGGCGGUGUGGACGUGCCCACGGGCAAGCCGAUGUGCUCGCCUGUAUUUUCCACGUCGCACUGCAGCGGUGCAGCUCUGCGGUGGCGACUGAAACUGUAUCCCGGCGGCUUCGACAAGGACAGCGGGGACCACGCGGCGGCUUACUUGCAGUCCGUGCACAAAGCCAGGACGUCGACGAAAUUCGCCAUCUCGGUGGCGAUCGACUCGGACGGCGAGGCCGUCAGGCAAUGCACUCGGGAGAAGCGCACCUUCCGAUCUCUCCAGGACUGGGGCUGGCCCAGAUUUGCGCACAAGCAGCUGAUCGCGCAAGCGGCGAAGAACGACACGCUGAUCGUGCGUUGCUCUAUUUUCUCGACGAGCGUCUUGUCGACCGGCGAGAGUGACGACGACGACGACGACGACGACGACGACGACGACGACGAGGACGGCGAGGACGAGGAGGACGACGGGGACGAAAGCGCCGUAGAUCACAGCUCGCAAAUGUUGGGCUACUUCGAGAAGCUGCUUGACAGCGGGGACUUCAGCGAUGUGACGGUGAUCGUCGGCAAGAAACGACUGCAGUUGCACAAGGCAAUUCUCGCCAGCUUCAGCCCCGUUUUCCAAACGACGUUCGAGCAAGAGCGUAAAGAGCCGAAGCCGCCGACGGAGCAGGUUUACGAGGUGGUCGGCAUCAAGUACGACGUGGCGAAGGAGAUGUUCCGCUACAUGUACACGGCCAAGAUCAAACGCCUCGACGACAUUGCCGGAGAGCUUCUCGCGGCAGCCGACAGGUACUCCGUGGACAAGCUGAAGGUACUCUGCGAGAAAUCCCUCUGCGCCAGCUUGAAUGCCGACAACGCCCUGCGCCUCUUGGAGCUGGCCACGAGGUUCCACACGACCAUUCUGCGAGCCAAGGUGACCGAGUUGGUGCUCGGUCGUUUGGCCGAGUUCGUCGCCAAGCCUGAAUUCAAGCAAUUGAGCCCGGCCUGCAAGGACGAGCUGCUGAGCAGCAUCGCCGUCAAGCGGACGAGCAAGUGAAGCUGAACGCGGAAGGACUAUCGAAAUUCUGUUUUCCUCUUUCUGCGCCAUUUUUCGUGGCUCUCGCGCCGCGCGUCGAGCGUACACCAGCUGAAAAACAAUUCCUUAUCGAGAAGUUCAGCUACGAAUGAAAGCGCGGAAAGUGCGCAGAGACGCUAGAGAUUAGAUAAACGCGAAUAUUCGUGCUUGCCGAGUCAAUGUUUGCCGUCAGUCCGCUCGGCUGUCUCGGUUGUCUCGGCUGUCUCGGCUGGCUCGUCGUUGUUCAUCGUGCGCGGCUUCUCGAGGAGACUCUUGGAAUCCAAGCUGACCGAGGCAGAAAAGUGUGAAAUUUUAGGUGCCGACGCGACACAUUAGAAUCCGGCGUAAGCUGCAAGACACGCUGUGUUGCCACAACGCGUGUGUAUUAUUAUGAAAACGUACGAAAGCAGUAUGGACGAUGGUCGCACGCGCCGAAGGCGUCCUAUCGCAGCGUUCGGUCGUUGUUAUUGUCAGUCGGCCGAGCCACGCGUCUCAGCCUCGCGAACUCGCUCGCACGGUCGUCGAGUGCGCCGAUCCAAGCGAGCGAGGGACGUAAUCCGAGUCGGAUAAACUAACUCGUCGAGAAAGCCGCCGCCGACCGCCCCAAUGUUUACGUUUCCGAUGACAAUGCCCGCGACAAUCGCUUGCCAACUGACGAACGCCGUGAUCCGGCGAGGAACUUGGCACGCGCAGCGUAGAAGGGGCGCGCUCCGCGCCGCCCGCGGGAGGUCCAGUCCGGUCAGUGUCUCGCCGAUCUCGCGAGGGCAACGGCGCGAGCGGCCGUCGCGAAUCAGCUGCGAGGCGACGAUUUC